Messenger RNA from Limulus polyphemus (Atlantic horseshoe crab), 2416 nucleotides. RefSeq lists its product as uncharacterized. Lineage: Eukaryota; Metazoa; Arthropoda; Merostomata; Xiphosura; Limulidae. The transcript has a single exon. The coding region runs from base 852 to 2366 and encodes 504 amino acids. The record is from RefSeq and is a predicted model, not a curated record.
CCACAGUCUGGCUGAAAAAUAAAUGGUUCAGACAGAGUAUAAGAAGCAAAGAUUUUGAGAUGUGGUUUAAUAUUAGGAACGAUUUAUUUUCUGUACACACAAGAAGUGGCGUGGAAACUUUGAAGCCUUGUUUGUUAUCAACACUUUGACAAGAAGUGACGUGGAAACUUUGAAGCCUUGUUUGUUAUCAACACUUUGAAAAGAAGUGACGUGAAACUUUGAAGCCUUGUUUGUUAUCAACACUUUGACAAGAAGUGGCGUGGAAACUUUGAAGCCUUGUUUGUUAUCAACACUUAGACAAGAAGUGGCGUGGAAACUUUGAAGCCUUGUUUAUUAUCAACACUUUGACAAGAAGUGACGUGGAAACUUUGAAGCCUCGUUUGUGAUCAGCACUUGGACAAUAAAUGGCGUGGAAACUUUGAAGCCUUGUUUGUUAUCAACACUUUGACAAGAAGUGGCGUGGAAACUUUAUGGCCUUGUUUGUUAUCAACACUUUGACAAGAAGUGGCGUGGAAACUUUGAAGCCUUGUUUGUUAUCAACACUUUUACAAGAAGUGGCGUGGAAACUUUAUGGCCUUGUUUGUUAUCAACACUUGGACAAGAAGUGGCGUGGAAACUUUAUGGCCUUGUUUGUUAUCAACACUUUCACAGGAAGUGACGUGGAAACUUUGAAGCCUUGUUUGUUAUCAACACUUUGACAAGAAGUGACGUGGAAACUUUGAAGCCUUGUUUGUUAUCAACACUUUGACAAGAAGUGGCGUGGAAACUUUGAAGCCUUGUUUGUUAUCAACACUUAGACAAGAAGUGGCGUGGAAACUUUGAAGCCUUGUUUGUUAUCAACACUUUGAAGCAUGCCUAUUCGGAGAAGGAUUCAGUCAGGAAAAAUGGCGGGUAUUAAUCGUAUAAACGAUCGAAGAAACAAAUCAUUCUAUUUUGUUUUGAUGUUUAUGCUUUUCUUUCUCAGUAUUCUGUUUACCGAAAUAUUUUUCGUUGAAGAGAAUGCCUCCAUGGAAUUUAGUUUUUUUGAAAGGCUGAGGUGGAAGAAAGAUACGAAUAAAGAGAUAGUGCUGCCCCCUCACGUGGCUAGAGAGCUUGCACAAGUCAUUACAGAAGAAGAUUUGGAUAUUAUUGUGAAUCUGUACUACGAUUCUCAACAGGACGAGGACGACGAAUUACUUGGGAGUAAAAAUGCUGAUCACUGGCAGUCCGUUAGGGGUACAAAAGAUAAAUUCUUUGUUUUCUCUGCUUAUUUAGAUGAUCGAAGAGUACGUCUGGUUCGGGUGAUUGCGGCUGCGCGAACACGAAACGCGAACAAAGUAAUGUGUAAGUUUUGGUUUGCAGGUGGUUAUCCUCCCGUAACCGUUCCCGCAUUCAACAAAUUAAUACAAGAAAACUGGAACUUGAAAUACAGUGCUUAUUUUGUGUUGUGUCCGUUAAGUAAGGGCCUUUCCACAUUGCCAGAAAGGGUGUCCAUAAUUAGUUCAGAAAACGCCGAAAUUACGAACUGGUUGGUCGUGCAUAACAAUAAAAAAGACUCAACUUCCUCUCAAGGAAUAGCAGUGUGUGUAAAGCCCAUGCAUUACAGUUACAACAAACUCUUAAACUUUAUCGAAUUUAUCGAAUUAAACAGAAUUUUUGGCGCUCAACAUUUCGUACUAUACAAUAAUACAAUCGGCCAUGACGUUGCGUGUGUUAUGCGACAAUAUAUGGCAAACGGAAUGAUGACCGUUCUUCCUUGGAAACUAGACUUGGUGUCCCAGAAAGAGAUCCGGACAGAGGGCUUGUUCGCUGCUCUAAACGACUGUUUGUACAGAACGAUGUAUAGGUUUCGGUUUGUCUUAAUGAUUGAUUUCGAUGAAUUCAUUGUUCCCCACAAGAGCGAAUCCCUUAUCGAAAUGCUGGGCUUUCUCAUCAAUAAAAAACCAGCGAAAACGGGUGCUUACUCAUUCCAAAACUCUUUUUUUUAUCUUCAGUGGCCAAAAGAUCCGAAGUCCAGCAGUUUGCCUCUACAUUUGGUAACACUAGAAAGAACUAUGAGGAAACUGAAGUUUCACCCUCACAAGCAGCGCUCCAAGUGCAUCGUGCUUCCAGAACGCGUGGUGGAAAUGGGCAACCAUUUUGUGUGGGAGUUCCUUCCGGGUCGUGCCAUGGUGGACAUUCCCUCGAGUAUUGGGUUUCUGCACCACUACCGUAUCUGUGAGUUCGGAGGAAACGACUGUAUCAACACGACCUCUGUGGUGGACCGCAGGAUUUAUCGUUGGAAGGACCAACUGGUCCAGGCAGUACAGACGCGUCUGAGGAACUGGGACUUUGUGUGUAAUUUCUCCGCCGUUUCGUCGGACAUAAACAUUAAUAUCUCUCACUGAAAGGAGUAAUUACAGUUUAAAAUACAUUGAUUUACAAUCAUUCACGGAAG